Messenger RNA from Epinephelus moara (kelp grouper), 639 nucleotides. RefSeq names its product von Willebrand factor A domain-containing protein 5A-like. NCBI's taxonomy places the organism in Eukaryota, Metazoa, Chordata, Actinopteri, Perciformes, Serranidae. Bases 31 to 483 code for a protein of 150 amino acids. The transcript is spliced from 4 exons. The record is from RefSeq and is a predicted model, not a curated record.
UACUCUUUUCUUUUUUAAAUCUCUUAAGAGAUGAGGGCCCUGAGUAUGGCACAGUGGCUGAGCAAUGAUAUGGAAAUGGACGAAGAGUGCUCAGAAGAAGAAGAAGUAGUAGAAAAAGAAGAAGAAGAAGAAGAAUUUUCACUUAAGCAGCCACCCAGAGACCCUUUGCUGCAGUUGAUCUCCCUCCAGAAGGCGUCUGGCUGCUGGGAGCUGGAUUCAGCUCUGGCUGCUGCACUGGGAAAAACCAGCAAGGAGGUGGAAAAGCCAAAGCCUGCAUCGGUGAACCAGGAAGUGUGGGCCACCAUUCUGGCUCUGAUCUGGCUUCAUGGUUCCAAGAUGGAUGCUAAGGAUGAGUGGGAGCUUCUGGCCAUGAAGGCUGUGUCAUGGCUCCGUGCUCAGAAUGUACCAAGUGUGACAGAGUGUGUGGAAGCUGGAAAUACUCUGUUGGGUUUCAACGUGAAGAAAGACGCCCUGGGACUCUGAAGUUUAAAUGUGCUUUAGAAACACUAAAUUACAGAUUAAUCCUUGAGCUGUCAGCAUACAUUUCAGGCCAUAUUGUACCAAGUUUAAGAACUGCCUGAUUUAACCGUGAUGUUUUUUGUGUUUUCCUUUUUAAACAUUGUACAUUUUGUAAUGUUA